AGCACGGACAGCUAACAGCCGGAGUGUGUAAUGGCGGCCUCGGUGUUGUUGGGCUCCGCGGACCACCCCGGACUCAGCUUCCCGGUGGGAGGCGGCAGCAGGAGUGUUGUGGCUGGGAACAGUAGCGGGCUGGGGCCGGCGGGGCCGGCGCCCUGGAACCGGUCCCUGGACCGGGCACUGGACGAAGCCUCGGCCACCGGGAGCCUGAACCUCAGCGGCAGGAAGCUGAAGGAGUUCCCCCGGAGCGCCGUGAACCACGACCUGACGGACACCACCAGGGCCGAUCUGUCUCGUAACCGUCUGUCGGAGCUUCCUCUGGACGUUUGUCUCUUUGUGUCUCUGGAGAGUUUGAACCUUUAUCAGAACUGUGUGAGGUCUCUGCCCGACAGUCUGCUCAACCUGCAGGCCCUGACCUUCCUGAACCUCAGUCGGAACCAGCUGUCUGUCCUCCCUGUGGUCAUCUGCAGUCUUCCCCUGAAGGUUUUGAUCGCCUGCAACAACAAACUGGUUUCUCUGCCAGAAGAAGUUGGACAACUGAGACAUCUCACCGAGCUGGAUGUGAGCUGUAAUGAGAUCCAGACGUUACCAUCUCAGGUGGGCCAGCUGGAGGCGCUACGAGACCUGAACAUCAGGAGGAACCACCUGGUCCGACUGCCGCCAGAGUUGGCGGAGCUCCCUCUGGUGCGUCUGGAUUUCUCUUGUAACAAAGUGACGUCGAUCCCCGUCUGUUACCGACGACUCACACACCUGCAGACCAUCGUCCUGGACAACAACCCGCUGCAGACGCCUCCUGCACAGAUCUGUAUUAAAGGGAAGGUGCACAUAUUUAAGUACCUGAACCUGGAGGCCAGUAAGACGACCCCUGACCUCCCAGACUACGACAGACGACCUCUGACAUUCAGCUCCUGCGCGGACGAGCUGUACCCAGGACGUCCAUACGGAGCGCUGGACUCAGGAUUCAACAGCGUCGACAGCGGAGACAAGCGGUGGUCGGGGAACGAGCCCACAGAGGACCUGUCAGAGUUCCCACAGAGAGUGGCUGAGAUCAGCAGAGACCCGCGAGCGAGAGGAGGAGCCAUGCUGCCCAACGGAACCUAUGCGGAGCUGGAGCAGAUCGACUUCAUCGACAGCUGUGUGGGGGAGGAGGAGGAGGAGGAGGGGCGGAGUCGAGGUGGCGGGGACACCUCCAGUCUGAGCUCUCAAUUCAUGGCGUACAUCGAGAGACGCAUCACCAGAGAGGGUUCUCCAGUCAAAACCAACACGUCCAGGACGGAGGAAACGAGAAGACACAACAGGAGUGUGGUCGAUGGUGUCACAGCGCCCCCUACCUCUCAGACUCAGAGAGGAGGGAUGGAGCGGAUACGAAGGGAAGCGCAGCUCGCCGCUCUGAGGUACGACGAGGAGAGACAGAAGACCCGUCCUGUCCCAAGUCACACCAAGUAUAAAGCAGCUCAGAGUCCAACAAAGUCCAGUCCAGACAGUGAGACCGUCUACCCCUCCAGACGCUGCACCCACACAGAUGACUCCGCCCUCUUCAUGGGUGAAGACAGAGCAGCUCUUUCUUCUAAAGCCAAUCACUCACCUUCUUACCCCAGCUCAGGGGGCGGGACUUCCUGUCGAACAGCCAGCGUGAGGCCAGAGAGCUUCCUGUUUCGCCUCGGUCAGAAAGAAGAGAGGAGGAAAGGGGAUGCUGCUGCUGAUGCUGCUCCUCACCACCAGGAGGAGGCUCCUGCUGCUCCUCCUCUAGUUGGAGAAGAAGCUGAGCUGGUGGAUCAGCUCAGAAAGAACAUCGAGGCCCGUCUCAAAGUGUCGUUGCCAAGCGACCUGGGAGCAGCUCUGACUGAUGGCGUGGUGCUGUGUCACCUGGCCAAUCAUGUGAGGCCGCGGUCUGUCCCCAGCAUCCACGUCCCCUCCCCUGCUGUGCCGAAGCUCACCAUGGCCAAAUGUCGACGAAACGUAGAAAACUUCCUGGAGGCGUGUCGCAGGAUCGGAGUCCCACAGAGUCAGUUGUGUCUUCCUCUUCACAUUCUGGAAGAUCAAGGGCUCCCCCAAGUGGCCGGGACCGUCGGUGCCCUCAUCGACCUUGCCCCUCCCCGACACCCCGUCCCCAUGACAACCACCACCACAUCAUGAACCACACCAGGAGCCUGUGACACCACAUCCGAAACGCUAACACCACCACCAUCCUGCUCAUCAUCAUUAGCCCCGCCUCCGUCAGCCUCAGGAAAACGUGAACAUGAGUUUUAGAUGGAGUUGAUCUGAUGGAGACGUGAAACGAGCCGAGCGAUGGGACGUCUCCGGCGUCGGGACGGACGGACGAAGGUCCUCGUCCCCACAGGGAACCAAUUACCAAGAGAAGUGAGAACGUUAAUGACAGCUGCUCUCCACGGGAACACGUAACAUGUUCCAUGAGCAGCAGAAAUCCGGUUUAUUAAACACUCUCAUAAGGUUGACAUCCUUUUAUUAUUUUACCUGAAACUAUUGACCAUUUAAUCUUAUUUAACUUAUAUAUUUAUGGUUCGAAAAAGUUGAAUCCAGUUAACGUGUAAAAGUGAGAAUUCAUGUUUAUACGACACAAAUCAAAUCAACGUUAAAACCUAAAGUUAAAUGGAAAACACAAAUACACUAACUGUAAGCGACUGCACAUUAAGCUAACGUAGCUAAUUGCUAAGGAUAGCUCACCUUGAUGCAGUUUGUGGAACUGAAGCUAACGCAGCCAAAUAACAUUUAAACUUUAAAUAAGUUUUAGCUGAAAGCAUCAGCAUUCACUAAAGCUCAUUGCUAACAUCAGCAAAUAACAAUAAAGAUAGUUUAGCAACUAACAUUUCUAACUAACAAUCGUCAACAUAAAAUAGUAGUCAUGUCAAAAACGCUAACCUUAGCUAUCAUUGUCCAGUUGGUUCAGAGGCUAAGCUAAAACAUUUAGCUUUAGCCAUAGCUAACAGUACUUGGUUUAAAGUUGAAGCUAAUGCACUAAAUGGCUGAUUAUAUUUUAUUUUGAUAAAACAGCUAUCAGAUAUCUAACAAAGACAGAUUGAAGGUAAUGUUGGUUCCUAGUGAUAACGUUGGUUUAGAGAUGUUAGCAUCAUCUCUUAAAUAUAAAUGUAGUGAACAGAAGUUGUUUGAAAAUGCUACUUAUACGAAACGUCAAAGAUGGCUAUAGAGUUAGCCAUUAGCUAAACUUGAUCAUCUUCUCAGUGGUAGGAGGCUAAAGUAGCUCAGGGCUAACGUUAGCUUCCAUCUUGCUGGAAUCAUUCCGCUCUGUCUUCAGUCUCCAUCAGAUCCAGAUUAGAACCUUAAACCAGAACUUGAUCUAGAUCUGGUUCUGGAUCUCAUUCUGCCCUCAGCUCGGACUCACAGGCUCAUUUUUAUUUCACUGUUUAUUUUUGACUUUUCUCGGCUCUGACGGAUGUUUUCAGGUUGAACAGAUGUCGGAGACGCUGUCACUUCCUGUUCCGAUCGGUUCACGUGAUCAGGACCAAUAGAACAUGGACUGGAUUCGUUUUCAUUCAAUUCAAACUUAAAUAUAAAUAUAUUGGAUCAAUAUUAAGUUUGAAUGUCGAUACUGAUGUAUAUUGACAAAAACACGCGGACGGCCCGUCCAUCACAUAUUUAAAUAAUUCUUACUUUCCAAACAUGUUCAUAAGUAAAACCUACUUUUAUAAAUAACAGUUCAAACUGCAGCACAACAAAUGAACAUGUGAAUAAAUACACUUAUCUCUUUGUUCCCUUUGCAUAGAAACGAUAUUCUAGACAAACACACGCAGGUCGGACGUGGAGAGAAAUAAAAUGAGCUGCGUUCUCUCAACACAAAAAACAAAGACAGUAAAAAUCUUCUGUAAAGCAAUUUUCAAAAACUUGAAUUCCAAAGUUCCCUGAACUGUUUAUUAAGGGUCCUGAUGUGAUUGGACGAGGUCAGUCAGGUGGUUAUGGCGUCUCCUCAUCCUGUUAGUGUUGCAUGCUGGGACAUUUUUCAUGGUGAACAGGUGACCGACACUCAAACUGAUGUCACAAUUUAACUCUAUCAAAUGUAUGUGUACAGAUAUAUUCUGUAAGUAUAUAUUCACACACACCAUAUCCCAGAAUGCACCUGGAUGUCACGGCAGCCAGGUGAGAUGUUGAAGAACUAAAAGCAUCAGCUGGUCACGUGUUCUGGGUCUGACACUGACCUCAGAGGGCGGAGCUUCAGGUGUGGGAGUGACGGGUGUGCUGUCCAAUCCCGUGUCUCCGUGCACUGAGCCCCAGGUGACCACGUGGUUCAGGUGGUUCUCCUGGGAGGAGCCAGUCACGUGACAUCGUGGGCUCGGAAGCUUUAAGGACAUUCCACCGUCUGUCAGAGGACGACAAAGACACUUUGAUUCUCACAGGUUUUAUUUUGGUUUGACUUUUUUCACUUUGUAAAAAGAUUUGAACUGGAUUGACUUCAAUUCAUGAAAUAAAUAUUUUAAUUUGA
Messenger RNA from Limanda limanda (common dab), 4453 nucleotides. RefSeq names its product leucine-rich repeats and calponin homology (CH) domain containing 3 (gene lrch3). The record is from RefSeq and is a predicted model, not a curated record. The coding region runs from base 31 to 2133 and encodes 700 amino acids. Gene Ontology annotation, molecular function: protein binding. NCBI's taxonomy places the organism in Eukaryota, Metazoa, Chordata, Actinopteri, Pleuronectiformes, Pleuronectidae. The transcript has 20 exons.